Messenger RNA from Cyprinodon variegatus (sheepshead minnow), 725 nucleotides. It is a transcript of the gene ybey, whose product is annotated as ybeY metallopeptidase (putative). Lineage: Eukaryota; Metazoa; Chordata; Actinopteri; Cyprinodontiformes; Cyprinodontidae. The transcript has 4 exons. The coding region runs from base 154 to 675 and encodes 173 amino acids. Gene Ontology annotation, molecular function: metalloendopeptidase activity. Gene Ontology annotation, biological process: rRNA processing. The record is from RefSeq and is a predicted model, not a curated record.
UGAUGGUGUCACCUUAAAAUGUUUCCUGAGUGAAGCUAAACGAGGCUGUCCUCCACAGGCUGAGUAUCAGUCCCCAUCAGAGGCUAAAGCUUUGAGUUCAUUCAUGCCUUCAGGCUCCAUUUCCACACCGGUUCGUUUCCUUCUCGGUUUAAAAUGGGAGUAGUCCUCCGGAACCUUCAGAGGGUGGUUCCUCUGCGGCGCGCCAGGCUGCGCAGGGACGUGGACACCCUGAGACACAUCCUGGGCAUCCACAAGUUCGACCUGGGGAUCAUCUGCGUGGAUAACCGCAGGAUCCAACAGAUAAACAGCAUUUACCGAAAGAAGAACACCCCAACAGAUGUCCUGUCCUUCCCAUUCUAUGAGUCUGUGUAUUUCCAGGACCUGCGGCCCGGAAAGCUGCCUUGCCCCCUUCACAGAGAUGAGCUGAACCUUGGAGACAUCUUCCUGGGGGUGGAGUUUGUGAUGAAGCAGUGCCAGGAGGAAUCUGUAGAUCUUCAUGCUGCUCUCACUGCCGUCACGGCUCACGGCAUCUGUCACCUGCUGGGCUACAGGCAUGAGACAGAAGAGGAAUGGACCGAGAUGCUGCAGAGGGAACAAUACAUCCUGAGCGAGUUCAGCAGACUCACCGGCCGACACACGGAGCCGCUCAUGAAGAGAUGCGGCCCGGACACAUGACGGCAGCCUGCGAGGGCCAAAAGAUCAACACUGCACCAAUUGUUUUGCAC